Messenger RNA from Schizosaccharomyces cryophilus OY26, 1706 nucleotides. RefSeq names its product inner membrane peptidase complex catalytic subunit 2. Gene Ontology annotation, cellular component: membrane; mitochondrial inner membrane peptidase complex. The transcript is spliced from 3 exons. Bases 216 to 749 code for a protein of 177 amino acids. Gene Ontology annotation, biological process: mitochondrial respiratory chain complex assembly. The record is from RefSeq and is a predicted model, not a curated record. Gene Ontology annotation, molecular function: serine-type endopeptidase activity. NCBI's taxonomy places the organism in Eukaryota, Fungi, Ascomycota, Schizosaccharomycetes, Schizosaccharomycetales, Schizosaccharomycetaceae.
UGUAGCAGGAAAGCUCAGCUACCAUGUACUGUGAAAGGUAACCGCUGCACGCCAGUUUAUUUUCCAUUCAUUCUAGAGGCUGUAUUGCACAUCGUUUUCAAUGCAAUUUACAAAUAUCUAAAGAUACUUGUAAAUAACAAUUGGUUCUGAAAGAAGGUAUAAUCUUUAAAAGUAGGUUGUGAAUUGGUUCAAACUAUAUAGAAGUGGAAAAGACAAUGGUGAAAUUUCAGUCUAGUAAAAAACAAUUUCUUUUUACAUUUACUAAGAACUUUCUUGGAAUUUCUUUAUGGAUACCAGCUUUACUGUUCAUUGAGCAACACGUUUUCAGUAUUGGAAGCAUCGAUGGAAGGUCUAUGAAACCCACACUGAACCCGGAAACCAAUUAUUUAAAACGUGACAAAGUACUUAUCUGGAAAUGGAAUAGGAAUUUUCAUAGAGGUGAUGUUGUCAUAUUAAGGUCUCCAGAAGAUCCCCAAAAGCUCCUUGUUAAGCGUGUACUUGCCAUUGAAAAUGAUCUAGUAAAAACACGACCACCGAAAAGUACAAGAUUUGUACCUGUUCCAGAAGGGCAUGUUUGGGUUGAAGGAGACGAACAGUUUCAUUCGAUAGAUAGUAAUCAAUUUGGCCCAGUUUCCGCUGGUCUGAUUACCGCGAAAAUCAUAGCUAUUAUUUUUCCAUUUUCCCGAAUGAGACGCAUCUCUGACGAUGACAUGCGAAAAGAUGUUUUAAUCAGAAGUACAAAUUCUUGAUUAAUGGAGCUAAAUUCCUUAUGUUUCGCUCAUUUUCCUCUGUCUUUUUUGAGUUCAUUGAUGACAUGAAUGUAAAACAACAGGCGACGUAUUUUAAUGGUCAAUGAGUUUUUAAAAAAUAAAAUAAAAUCUACUAUGCAAUAUAUAUCCCGACGCUUACUUUCUGUGAAGUCUUUGUUUUUACUCUUGGAUUUGCAUAUUGUAUAUUACUCUACAUUCUUAUUGAGUUUCAAUAAGGUGAAGCAAAUUCUGUACAGUUAGACUUCUCUUCAUGAUUAGAAUUGUCUUGCCGAACUUUCCUAUACUUGAAAAUCAUACCGAGAACAAGGACCAUUAAACGGUUCAUUCGACAUAACUGGAUCUUGAUAGUACAAAAUGAGCAUGAAGUGUACAUACACGGCUACGAAUAUCGUACAAAAUUAUGUGCUUAUGGAAGAGUGCUUUGUUUUGUUAAUUUGUUUGCUUUACAUAAAUAAAGGAGUACAAGAACUGUCUACAAGUACCUUAAAUGCCCGUUCAUUCUCUACAAGUAUAACAUUAGCGAUUUUCUUGAGCUUGUGUCACGGUGAAUGAACUUGAUAGGUGUUUGUUGCCUAGGUAUGUUCUACAUUGAUGGGGGUUCUAAUGAAUCCUAAAACAUUGUACAGGACUGAUAAAAUGUAAAUAUAUUUUGAUAUAAACAACUUCUCUCAUCAAUCGGAAGCGUUUCCUUCGAGGGUGAUUCAAUUUAACAGUGCGUUUCUAUCUUUAGUAAUAAACUAACUUUUCAUUCAUAUCAUCACAUCGGUUCAAAGGAAUGCACUUGGAGCAAGCUCUGACAAAUCAGUAAAUAAUUCAAAAGUUCAAGCUCUGGUUUGAGUUUAACAGGACUUUAUUCUUUCCCUACAAUAAAUAGAUUGUGAAAAUACUUGAGUAGUGAAAUCUUUCAACUACCUUGACAUCGAACUUAUAAGCCAA